Messenger RNA from Stegastes partitus (bicolor damselfish), 1124 nucleotides. RefSeq names its product UDP-Gal:betaGlcNAc beta 1,3-galactosyltransferase, polypeptide 1b (gene b3galt1b). Gene Ontology annotation, biological process: protein O-linked glycosylation. Bases 83 to 1069 code for a protein of 328 amino acids. Gene Ontology annotation, cellular component: Golgi membrane. The record is from RefSeq and is a predicted model, not a curated record. Lineage: Eukaryota; Metazoa; Chordata; Actinopteri; Pomacentridae. Gene Ontology annotation, molecular function: N-acetyl-beta-D-glucosaminide beta-(1,3)-galactosyltransferase activity. The transcript has a single exon.
CUGCCUCACUGGGUGAAACAUCACUAAUGGAAAGAAAGCCUUAUAAGAUCGCACUCAUCAAAAUACACUUAAAUGCAGCAUAAUGCCUUCAAAAGUGUCAUGUUUAUACCUGUUGACAGUGGUCUGCUGGGCGAGCGCUCUGUGGUAUUUGAGCAUAUCUCGCCCGACGUCCACGUAUGUCGGCCACAUGUCUGUGCCUAUACGGAAGACUGUGAAACCUCAGAAAAACAUCACCUUCACCAACAUCCGCACCCGCCCCCUCAACCCACACGCCUUUGAGUUUGUGAUCAACGAGCCGAAGAAGUGCGAAAGCGUCACGCCCUUCCUGGUCAUCCUCAUCAGCACCACGCACAAGGAGUUCGACGCGCGACAGGCCAUCCGGGAGACCUGGGGGGACGAGAGCACCUUCGGCGACAUCCGCAUCCUCACGAUCUUUCUGCUGGGCAGGAACACGGACGCCGUGCUGAACCAGAUGGUGGAGCAGGAGAGUCAGAUCUUCCAUGACAUUGUAGUGGAGAACUUUAUCGAUUCUUAUCACAAUCUCACCCUCAAGACCAUGAUGGGGAUGCGCUGGGUGGCCACCUUCUGCCCCAAAGCGCAGUACAUCAUGAAGACGGACAGCGACAUCUUCGUCAACAUGGACAAUCUGAUCUACAAGCUCCUGAAGCCCACCACCAAGCCGAGGAGGAGAUAUUUCACUGGCUACGUGAUCAACGGCGGUCCCAUUAGGGACAUGCGCAGCAAGUGGUACAUGCCCAGAGACCUGUAUCCUGACAGUAAAUACCCACCUUUCUGCUCAGGCACCGGCUACGUGUUCUCAGCAGAUGUAGCUGAGCUAAUCUACAAGACUUCAUUACACACAAGACUGUUGCACCUGGAGGAUGUGUAUGUGGGACUGUGUUUGCGUAAGCUGGGUAUACACCCUUAUCAGAACAGUGGUUUUAAUCACUGGAAAAUGGCCUACAGUCUCUGCAGAUACAGGAGGGUUAUCACUGUCCACCAGAUCUCCCCUGAGGAGAUGCACCGCAUUUGGAAUGACAUGUCCAGCAAGAAGCACUUGAGAUGUUAGGGGACAUGAAGAACCACUCAACAACUACUUAAUUAUUAUUAUUUUUGGCCUUUUU